AUGGUGGCCUUGGCUGCUCUGGAUGGGACAGCUUGCUUGUUAAUGCUGUCGCUGGGACGCCAUGCAGUGGGGAUGCUGGCCCCAUUGGCCGUCCAAAUGGAUGCCCUGACGCAGUAUCCGCCGGCUGCAGGGCGCAAGCUGCUGAUGGACUUUGGCGCGGGCCAAGGGUACGAGGGCCAGGAGCUCCGGUCGAGCUUGAGCUACCUGCUGGCACACUACGAGCAGAUGGGCGUGCACUUUGAUGAGGUCUGGGCCUGGGAGCCGCGGCCGGUCAACCAGUCCACCUACUGGCAAGGGGUGCCGCCAGACGUCAAGUUCCGCCUGCAUCUGUACAACACUGGGCUGGAGGGAGACACUACAAGCCCUGCCCACCCCAUCCAGUACAUCAAGCAAAACGUGCAGGCUGGCGACUUUCUGGUCAUCAAGCUGGAUGUGGACACCCAGUCGGUGGAGAUACCGUUCAUGAGGGCUGUGCAGGCCGACGCAGACCUGCGCUCCCGCAUCGGGGAGAUCCUGUUCGAGAUGCACUACAUCCAUCAGGACAUGCCCUGGUUCAUUGGCUACGGCGAUGGGAUCAGCUACAAUGAUGCGCUGAACCUGUUCCACUCUUUGCGGCACGAGGGCCUCCGAAUCCACUAUUGGCCAUAA
Messenger RNA from Chlorella variabilis, 648 nucleotides. RefSeq lists its product as hypothetical. Bases 1 to 648 code for a protein of 215 amino acids. Lineage: Eukaryota; Viridiplantae; Chlorophyta; Trebouxiophyceae; Chlorellales; Chlorellaceae. The transcript is spliced from 4 exons. The record is from RefSeq and is a predicted model, not a curated record.